AAAAUGAGCCGAGUUUGAUGCGUACACACGUUUGCUGGAGAUGUAAACUGUGACAAAGAGGUACUUCACUACACGAGAGGGACGGUCUUACGGCAAUGAGGACCCCUCCCCCUCUUCCAAGAAUGCUAGUCUGAGAAGAGCGAUCCGUUCUAUAAAUUUGGAAAUUUGCAGCAAACUCGGCGCUUUUGAUGCCAGCAUGCAACCAGGUUUCAGAAAAAACAAUCACAUCGUACUCACAUUCAGCCAGGGCGACGAACAAGUCUCUAGUUUUUGUGCGCAAGCCUCGAACAUUUUGAUAAUAAAUCGUCAAUUCUUGCUUGCGAUUUGUGCUCACGGACGAUUUGCGCUGCUUACUAGGGAGCGUCGAGAGAGCGACGUCGGUUUGGGACGAUAAGCAAACAAUAUCGGAAUGUUUUGCUUCACUCGCGUCGAUGUUGAUAAGAGCGUCGUCGAGGGCCGACGUCCUAUUUACAAGUUGUGUUCUGGAUAAGUUCGGUGCGAAGGAUUGUGCAAAUCCGGAUUGCUCCACAGGAAAAGGUGAGCUAUAUUGUUGCUAUGCGUUUUGAGGUAAAGCAACGGCUUUCGUUUUUUCGUAGGGAGAUAUGACGAUACCAGCUGGCCAAAAACCUUUUGCGGUUACGGCGGACUCGGGAAUAUUUUUGGAAACGAUGAACUUGACCACGUCGUUGCAUGAUGUAGUCGGUGUAAAGUUUCGAGCACAAAAUGUUGCCAGGAUGAAAAGGGCACUGACGAUGGGUAACUCGGUGGAAAGAACUGAGUCGGAGGCUGCAUAAACCAACAAUUUGGCGAGAAACUGGUCGGUGGAACGCUGUAUGGUGGCCACAUCGGCGGAUAGUAAAUGGCGCGUGAUUUUGAGCAGCAUCAAGUUGGUUGGAAGGAGCAUCUCUAGUCAGAUCGACAAAGUUAGCCGAAACAGGAGCAGUUAUUACAUGGUUCUGUUGCGGGUCAGGCUCGCGGAAUUAGGCUUCUUGGGCAGAGGCAGUGUACUUGAAGCAGGCCUGAACGAAGUAGAAGCGGCGGCAGUGCGCUUAUUCUGCGAGACGUUCACUGAGUUGGCUUUACGUUUGCGAGAGGUAGGACAACCUUCAUCAUCCAGAUUGUUGACUCGAAGCAGUCGAUCCAUGGAUGCAUCUAGGGACUCACGAACCCUCUCGUGAAUGUCAGAAAAAGGAUCUUCAGGGCGCGACGGUAGUGACGAGCGUGCUGACAUCAACUCAACAUUGAUAGCAUUUGUGGAGGCGUUGACUGCGGCGAGCUCAGUAAUCAUUUUGGAGUUGGUGUCGAGUUUCAUUGCAAGGACAUCGAAGAAUUCAUCUGAAUGUUGCAACCUACAAUCAGAACACAGCCAUAAUAUUCCGUCGUUUUCCUGGUGAGCCUUGAGUUGAGGUUCCGAGACACGAGCGCAUGAGAUGUGAAAUGUUUUCCUACAUUUCCCGUUGCAUUUAAUGACCCGUGCGUUUUUCUCAGGAUCGGAACAAUUUAUGAAUUCGCAAACAGACAUUGUUGUCUAUGUUAACGAGUGAUUUGAGGUUAUAUGAUAAGCACCGCAAAAUAAAAACAAAU
Messenger RNA from Uranotaenia lowii, 1584 nucleotides. RefSeq lists its product as uncharacterized. NCBI's taxonomy places the organism in Eukaryota, Metazoa, Arthropoda, Insecta, Diptera, Culicidae. Bases 834 to 1178 code for a protein of 114 amino acids. The transcript has 7 exons. The record is from RefSeq and is a predicted model, not a curated record.